Molecule: messenger RNA, 516 nt
Organism: Saccharomycopsis crataegensis
Lineage: Eukaryota; Fungi; Ascomycota; Saccharomycetes; Ascoideales; Saccharomycopsidaceae
Exons: 1
Coding region: 1-516 (171 amino acids)
Source: RefSeq, a predicted model, not a curated record
AUGAAAUUUCAUCUUAGAACAACAUUCAAGCUAAUUGUGUUGUUUGUUUCUAUUAAUAUCGCUUCCCCUGCCCCAAUUAGUGAUAUACAAGCCCUAUGGUGGAGAGAUUGUGGUGGGAAAGACCCAGUUCCUUGGAACGACUCCAAACCACUGAUUCCAAUGAAUAGAAGCAACAAUACCUUCCCACAGAAUAACAGUAACAACACUUUCCCGCAGAAUAGCACCAAUACCUCAAUUCCUCGCAAUGACACCAAUAGUACAAUUCCUCGCAAUAAGAGUAAUUGUUCAAUCCCUCAAAAUGACCCCAUCCUUACCAUUCGUCCGAUUAUUCGUAAUCCUAUGAACCACACCAACCGCCUGAUUCAUAACAACCACACCAACCGCACCAAUAAUACCAAUAAUACCAAUCAAAAGAACAAUACCAAGCAUAUUAAAGAUGAUUGCUUUGAAAAGUGGAACAUGCCAGGACUUUAUAAAGACCUUUCUGGGUCUACUAUGUUGACUAUAUUAUAUUGA